AUGGCCACCGCCCCGAGCCCCGCGCAGCAGGAGGCGGCCAAGUUCAGCCAGAUAUGCCGCAACUGCGCCAAGCCCACGGCGAUAAUCGAGGACCACCAGCAGGGCGAUCUCGUGUGCACCGAGUGCGGCCUCGUGCUCGAGUCUCGCGUCGUGGACGAGUCCUCGGAGUGGCGCACGUUCUCCGACAGCGACAAGGCGGGCGUGGACCCGAAUCGCACCGCGGGACCCACCAAUCGCAUGCUCGCGAACGGCGGGCUGAGCACGAGCAUCGGUAAAAAUCCCGACGGCACCUACAACCAGACGCUCACCCGCCUCCACAACCGGGGCGCGAAUCCGGAUCGCGCGCUGCUGCAGGCGUUCGGGAGGAUCGGCGAGAUGGCGGACCACCUCGGGAUGACGUCCGUGGUCAAAGACGGCGCGUGCGACAUCUACAGGACCGUCGUCAAGCCCGGGCAACCCUUGCUGGGCAAAUCGCAGCCCGCCAUGUUCGCCGCGAGCCUGUACAUCGCGUGCCGGCAGGAAGGGACGAACCGGACGUUCAAGGAGAUCUGCGGCGGCGCGCCCAACACCACCGUGAAGGAGAUCGGCCGGUGCUACAAGUACAUAGUCAAGGCCAUCGACGGCUUGAACACGCAGAUGAUGGAGCAGAUGAUCACGCCGGAGAAGCUCACGAACCGAUUCUGCGGCAACCUCGGCUUGGCCAACCUCGAGUUCCUGAAGCUGGCCACCGCGGUGAUCGCCACCUUUCGCUCGCUGCGAAUCACGGAGGGGCACACGAGCGAAAAGCAACCCGCGUCGGUGGCGGCGGCGGCGAUAUGGCUGUGCGUGCAGAUAUGGCGAGGCGAAGCCGCGGAGGGAAUCGACGUGAAGCGAAUAUCGGAGAUCUCCGGGAUGGCGGAGGCUACCAUCCUGACUUCGUACGCGGACAUGUACCCCUACGCCGCGAAGAUGCUGCCGGAGGCGUACGUGGAACGGAUACCGGAGCUGGAGGCGCCGAGAAUGGAUAAGAGCGACGCGGCCGCGCUGGAGGCGGGACUCGCGGGUCUCAUCGGGGAUGCCGAGCACGGGGCGUUGCUCUCGCUGCCGCCGCUGUGA
Messenger RNA from Micromonas commoda, 1095 nucleotides. RefSeq lists its product with no specific name. Gene Ontology annotation, cellular component: transcription preinitiation complex; nucleus. Gene Ontology annotation, biological process: DNA-templated transcription initiation; transcription preinitiation complex assembly. The transcript has a single exon. NCBI's taxonomy places the organism in Eukaryota, Viridiplantae, Chlorophyta, Mamiellophyceae, Mamiellales, Mamiellaceae. The record is from RefSeq and is a predicted model, not a curated record. Bases 1 to 1095 code for a protein of 364 amino acids. Gene Ontology annotation, molecular function: TBP-class protein binding.